This is a messenger RNA of Neodiprion fabricii, 654 nucleotides long. RefSeq names its product AP-2 complex subunit sigma (gene AP-2sigma). The transcript is spliced from 4 exons. Gene Ontology annotation, cellular component: membrane coat; intracellular membrane-bounded organelle; AP-2 adaptor complex. Bases 144 to 572 code for a protein of 142 amino acids. Gene Ontology annotation, biological process: intracellular protein transport; clathrin-dependent endocytosis. Gene Ontology annotation, molecular function: clathrin-cargo adaptor activity. Lineage: Eukaryota; Metazoa; Arthropoda; Insecta; Hymenoptera; Diprionidae. The record is from RefSeq and is a predicted model, not a curated record.
UUUGACUUGAAGUUGUCUGAACUCAUUGCAUUUUACACGCGCACAGAUAGAAUACUGAUAAAGCAGGAGGGCGGACUUAUCACACGAACCUAAAAAGACACUUGAUCGAAAGUGUCACCUGUCAUCUGUCACCCUCAGAGAUAAUGAUUCGAUUCAUCCUAAUCCAGAACAGAGCGGGCAAAACUCGUCUUGCCAAAUGGUACAUGAAUUUUGAUGAUGAUGAAAAACAAAAGCUCAUCGAGGAAGUUCACGCCGUCGUCACUGUUAGAGAUGCUAAACACACCAACUUCGUUGAGUUCCGAAACUUCAAGAUAGUCUACAGACGAUACGCUGGCUUGUACUUCUGUAUUUGCGUGGAUGUGAACGACAACAAUCUUUGCUACUUGGAAGCGAUUCAUAAUUUUGUGGAAGUCUUGAACGAGUAUUUCCACAACGUUUGCGAACUAGACUUGGUGUUCAACUUCUAUAAGGUGUACACUGUAGUGGACGAAAUGUUUCUUGCUGGUGAAAUCCGAGAAACUAGCCAAACCAAAGUUCUUAAACAGCUUCUCAUGUUGAACUCCCUCGAAUAAGAAAACAAAAUACCAUUCCCUUAGAAAUGUUCUGUAUUUAAAAAUCUCUCUACAAUAUAAUCUCAUGCUCCAUUUCUUCUUA